AAGAAUUAUUCGAUUGAAACGUAUAUUGCUGAAACGGUGGCGUUUCUUGGUGGGAUGGGGGGAGCGGGCGACUUCCUUUUUCUUGCUAUUUUCACCGUAUCUUUCAACAAAUACUGCGUUUUCCGGGAAGUGGCACUCGGAAUCUGUGGAACAUUAGCAUACAAACCCUAACCCUAAAUUCAAGCCUCUGCAACUCAACCUCAACUGAGGGUUUCCACGUCUUUCUGUGCGAGAAAUAAACUGGUGUCAAUGGAUUCAGACGAAGGGAAGUUAUUCAUCGGAGGAAUAGCAUGGGACACCACCGAGGAAACCCUUAGAGAUUACUUCAGCAAGUACGGCCAUGUCUCUCAGACUGUUAUCAUGCGCGACAAGACCACCGGCCGUCCACGUGGCUUCGGCUUCGUAGUUUUCUCAGAUCCUUCCCUUCUCGAUUCUGUUCUUCAAGAUAGACAUACUAUUGAAGGCCGAACUGUGGAAGCUAAGAGGGCAUUAUCGAGGGAAGAACAGCAAACGUCUAGACCUGCAAGCAAUGUUGGGAGGAGCUCCGGUGGGGCAGGGACAGGAGGAAAUUACAGAACCAAAAAGAUAUUUGUUGGCGGUUUACCUUCCACCUUGACAGAGGACCAAUUCCGUCAAUACUUUGAAACUUAUGGUGAUAUAACGGAUGUAGUAAUCAUGUUUGACCAAACCACCAACAGACCUCGUGGAUUUGGUUUCAUCUCAUUUGAUACAGAAGAUGCUGUUGAUAGAGUUCUUCAAAAGACCUUCCAUGAACUCAACAAUAAGCUUGUUGAGGUGAAACGAGCACUUCCUAAAGACGCUAAUCCCUGGCGGCAAUGGCAGUGGCAGUGGCGGUGGCGCACGUGGUGGUGGAUAUCAAGGUAG
Messenger RNA from Lactuca virosa, 885 nucleotides. The record is from the annotation of a GenBank genome assembly. NCBI's taxonomy places the organism in Eukaryota, Viridiplantae, Streptophyta, Magnoliopsida, Asterales, Asteraceae.